Lolium perenne is the source of this 1070-nucleotide messenger RNA. RefSeq lists its product as uncharacterized. The record is from RefSeq and is a predicted model, not a curated record. Lineage: Eukaryota; Viridiplantae; Streptophyta; Magnoliopsida; Poales; Poaceae.
GACGGCUCCUUUAUUACGCUCAGGCGCGCCCCUCUCUCUCCCCUUUCUGCAGCCACGCUGUGAGUUCCUUCGUAUCGUAACGCCUCCCUCCCAUCACUCACCAAGAAACGCUCGCAAGCCAGAGCGAGAGAGAGAGCAACCGCACGGAGAGUCGGAGAUGAAGGCGGAGAAGGCAGCGGCGGUGGCCGUGGUCGCCGUCGGCGCCGGCGCCGGCGGCGGGGACGAGUGGCGGUGCAGGAGGCACCCGGCGGCGAGAUCCGGCGGCGGGGUGUGCCCGUACUGCCUGCGCGACCGGCUGCUGCGCCUCUGCCCGGCCUGCGCGCGGGUGCGGCCCUGCCCCUGCGCGUCCGCGCCCGCGCCCGCGCCCGCGUGCGCCGCCUCCCCGUCCUCCUCCUCCUCGGCGUCCGGCGACGCCGUCGGCAGGGUCCACAGCCUCAUCGAGCGCGAGCACCGCAUCGCGCGGUCCCGGUCCGUCGCCGCGUCCUCCUCCGCCGCGAUGGGCUCCGUGGCCGCCGCCGCCGGUGUAGGCGGCGGGACGCGGAAGGCGAGGGUUUGGGGGUGGGCGCCGUUCUGGAGGGCUUCUGCGAAGGAUGUCAGCUCUGCGGAGGAGGACGAGGACAGGCUGGGGCUGGCGCGGUCCAGCUCGGUCUCCGCGACGGCCGUGGAGGCGAAAGCCGUCGCGGCCAAGGCGGCGGCGGCCAAGGCGCGGUGGGGGUGGCACUUCCCGAGCCCCAUGAAGGCGUUCCGGCACCGGAGGUCGUCGGCGAGCCUGCCGGAGCGGGGCUGAGAUUCCCCACCAGUGGUGGGAUCUUGUUGCUUUUAGGAGGUGAUUAUAAUUAGUUUUUUACCCAAAAAAAAAUAGUAAACCAUAUGGGGCGCAUUAGAGGAGGAAGGAAAGGAGGGACCUUUUUCUUUUUCGCUUUUGUGGCUGGCUGGCUCGCGUGCUAAUGUUGCGACGAUGAUGAUUAAGGUACUAGACUAAACCCCUGCAAAGCCUGUGGUGUGUUUGUACUGCUACCCUGUACCGUCAAAUCAAAUUGGACAUUUUAAGCUCCCCGAUUUGAUCUGCA